Molecule: messenger RNA, 870 nt
Organism: Iphiclides podalirius (scarce swallowtail)
Lineage: Eukaryota; Metazoa; Arthropoda; Insecta; Lepidoptera; Papilionidae
Source: the annotation of a GenBank genome assembly
AUGCAAGCGGUUUGCUUCGCCGCCAUGGCGCAAAUACCACCACCCAGCGGGGACUUUGGAAUUAAAGAUGUAUGGAAUCAUAAUCUUCAUGAAGAAUUCCAGAUUAUCAGACAGAUUGUGCAGAAGUACCAUUGGGUAGCUAUGGACACUGAAUUCCCAGGAGUAGUAGCACGGCCUAUUGGAGAGUUUCGAUCCACUGCAGAUUACCAAUACCAAUUACUGAGGUGCAAUGUUGACUUGUUGAGGAUAAUACAAUUAGGCCUCACAUUUAUGGAUGAAACUGGCAAAACACCAUCAGGGUGUACAACAUGGCAAUUCAAUUUCAAGUUUAACUUACAGGAAGACAUGUAUGCACAAGAUUCCAUUGAUCUUCUUCAAAAUUCAGGUUUACAAUUUCGUAAACAUGAAGAAGAUGGCAUUGAGCCAUUAGAAUUUGCUGAAUUGCUCAUGUCGUCAGGACUAGUGCUCAUGGACAACAUUAAGUGGCUUAGCUUCCAUUCAGGAUAUGAUUUUGGAUAUCUACUCAAACUGUUAACAGAUCAAAACUUGCCGCUGGAUGAAAAUGAUUUCUUUGAAAGUCUGCAUUUGUAUUUUCCUACCAUAUAUGAUGUUAAAUACUUGAUGAAACUUUGCAAGAAUUUGAAAGGUGGGCUGCAAGAAGUGGCUGAUCAGCUGGAGUUGCGUCGUGUGGGUCCUCAACAUCAGGCUGGCUCAGAUUCCCAUCUCACCGGCAUGGCAUUCUUUAAGAUUAAGGAGAUAUUCUUCGAUGACAAUAUUGAAAACUCAAGUGGACAUCUUUAUGGACUUGGUGCCCCAUUCUCAGCUAACGCAAACAACUUCACGGACAAUGGUGAUAAUGGAAACUCCUCC